AUGAAGGCCUUAUUCGAAUCUCAAGAUCUUUGGGAGAUCAUCACCGACGAGUACGAAGAGCCUACAACGGAGCAAGAAGCUGCAUACACUGUCGAACAAAAAGUCAAUCUCAAGGUUCAAAGAAAGAAAGAUAAGAAGGCUCUUUUCCUCAUCUAUCAAGGGUUGAAUGAUUCCACCUUUAAACAGAUCACCGAAGUGACAUCAUUUGGGGAAAUGGAGUCACAACCUAAUGCAGGUGUAGAGAAUCAUAAUGGACGCCAGACAAAUCAUAAUGAACACCAGACAAAUCAUAAUGAACACCAGACAAAUCAUAAUGAAGAAACAAUCUCACAUCCAUAUGAUUUCAUUCCAGAAGCACCUAAGGAAGUGAAACCAAUAGUUGGUAUGGUGUUCAUUUCUGAAAAUGUUGCUUAUGAUUUCUACAAUGAAUAUGCUAGAUGGUGUGGAUUUAGUAUACGAAAAGGUUCAACGCGGAAUAGUAUGAAAACAGGUAAAACAAUUAUGCAAAGUUUUAUAUGUUCUAAGGAAGGGUAUCGACAUCGCAAGCAUAUAGAAGCAACAGAUCAUAAAAAGAGACCAAGAGCCAUGACAAGAUGUGAUUGCAAGGCAAAGAUUGUAGUUCACAAGAAUGGAUCAGAUAGAUGGGAAGUUAAGACAUUUGUGGAAGCACAUAGUCACAAUUUAAUGAGUCCAAGUAAGGUUCAUUAUUUACGAUCACAUCGACAUUUUACAGAUUCUCAUAAGGUUGUCAUGGAUAACAUGAGAAAAGCAGGUAUUGGCGUAGCUAAAGUGUUAAAUUUUUUUACAAAUGAAGCUGGAGGACCUGAGAAAAUGGGUUUUAUUGAUGAAGAUGCAAGAAAUGCUCUAAAAAUUUAA
This is a messenger RNA of Magnolia sinica, 876 nucleotides long. RefSeq names its product protein FAR1-RELATED SEQUENCE 5-like. The transcript has 2 exons. NCBI's taxonomy places the organism in Eukaryota, Viridiplantae, Streptophyta, Magnoliopsida, Magnoliales, Magnoliaceae. The coding region runs from base 1 to 876 and encodes 291 amino acids. The record is from RefSeq and is a predicted model, not a curated record.